Messenger RNA from Chaetomium fimeti, 1029 nucleotides. Its product is annotated as PIG-P-domain-containing protein. The transcript has a single exon. Gene Ontology annotation, biological process: GPI anchor biosynthetic process. Gene Ontology annotation, cellular component: endoplasmic reticulum. NCBI's taxonomy places the organism in Eukaryota, Fungi, Ascomycota, Sordariomycetes, Sordariales, Chaetomiaceae. The coding region runs from base 1 to 1029 and encodes 342 amino acids. The record is from RefSeq and is a predicted model, not a curated record.
AUGCCAGUGAUCUCGGAGGAAGAAGUUGACGAAGAUGUCGUCGGUAUCCCCGGACUAAACGGCAAUCGGCCAUUUGCCCGACAAGAUUCGUCCGGCUCAAGCAACCUCAACCCCGACCACGAUCCCAAUUCCACCGACGAGCACCUCCCCAACGAAGACGACGAACAAUCCUACUCGUCCGGCUCCGAAUCAGAAGAAGAUUAUGAUAGCGAUGAUGACGACGAUGAAGAUGACAACCCGCGCCCCCCACAACCACCCUUCACCCAGCACACCUUCGCGCCCCCUUUCUACGGCCGUCCCCCAACCCCCCUCCCGCCAUCGCCCUCCUUAACCUCUCUCCUCCGCCCGUCCCGCCCCACAACCCCCGACGCGUCAGACGACGACGGCCACGGCCCCGGUCACGGCCACAGCGGCGCGGGCACCUCGACAGCAGGCGGCGGCGGCGGCGGCAACGGAAACGGACACCUGGGGGAACCGGUCCCGCGGGCGCGGCCCAAGGUGCCGACGUACGAGUACUACGGGUUCGUGCUGUACCUGUUCAGCUCGCUCUUCUUCCUGGUGUACCUGCUGUGGAGCUACCUGCCGUCGCCCUUCCUGCACGCGCUCGGCAUCUACUACUACCCGAACCGCUGGUGGUCGCUCGCCAUCCCCAGCUUCCUGGUCAUGCUGCUGGUGUACAUCUACGUCGCGCUCGCGGGGUACAACCUGGAGAUCCUGACGCUGCCGCUGGAGAGCGUGGAGACGGUCGUGGACGAGGCGGCGAUGGUGGCGGUGGUGGAUUCGAAGGGGAGGAUUUUGAGGGGGGAGAGGAGGAGGAGGGAGGGUGGGCGCAGGAGGAGGGGCACGGUUACGAAGGAGGGGGGAGGUACGGGGGAGGCCGUCAAGCUGAAUUGGAGGGAGGUGUGGGAUGAGGGGACCGAUGCGGUCAUGGACGUGCCGCUGGCGGGGGUGUGCGAGGUGUUGUAUGGGGAGGGGAGGGAUUGGGAUAGUGGGCUGGAGGAUGAAGAUGUCGGGAUCACGAGGAUAUAG